GCGGGGCUGGGUCUAUAAAGGGUGAGGCUGAAGCCUGCUGGCCCCCAGGCGGGAGAACUUGGCCGGCAUCCCAGCAAGCACCAGCUCCUGGGAUCCCGAUCCAGAGGGUGGCCCUGUUAAUUCCUUCCAGGUGCCAAAAGGGGAGGACCAGCCUGCACCAUGAACUCAUGGAUCCUGGCCUGCCUGGUGGUCUGCUUCGUGGGUGCCUGGACCCCCGCUGUCCACACCCAAGUUGCAGGCAUCUCUGAGGACUGCUGCCUGGCGUACCACAGCCUGUCGUGGGCUGUGCUCCAGCGCACCCAGGGCUACCAGCUCCAGGAGGUGAGCGGAAGCUGCAAUCUGCGCGCCGUGAGGUUCUGCCUGAAACACAGAAUAGUGUGUGGGAACCCACAGGACAAGAAGGUGCAAAGGGCCGUGAAGUUACUGAACACACGGAGGAAGUCCUGCCACCAUUCUCAGAAGACUCUGCGAGGGGUCCCUCGCAGUGAGAGGAAGAAGCUGAGUUCUAGAAAGUCCUGGCCACCAUCAUCCAAGCAGAGCAGUCCCGCCGGCAGCGGCAAGAGGAAUGCCACCCUCCAAACAGCAGCAAAGCUGGCCCUCAACUCCACUCGGCUCACCCCUCCCUGAUCCCCCAACUGCAGGGCUCUGAGCCCACACGUCUCCAUCUCCGGGAUCCGCCAACACAAGAGGAUCUUCCUCUGACAGAACAAGUCACCCCGGGCCAGCCAGGCCGCUCCUGCCACCUGCCCCUGCGUCCGUCCUGCCCUCCCCCGCAAUGCACCCCUGCCCCCCGCCCCCUUGCCCCUCUUGCCACUGGGAAAAGGGAGGUGACCUUCUGAUUUUAAGGUCCUCACCACCCCAGGCCAGGCCCACCUGCUGGGUUCCUUGCAAAGCACACAGCAGUUCAGGCACCUCCCCCCAUCCCCAGCCUGUACUUUCUUGUUUUUAUAACUUUUCAAUAAAACUUUAUUUGGAAGG
Oryctolagus cuniculus (rabbit) is the source of this 978-nucleotide messenger RNA. RefSeq names its product C-C motif chemokine ligand 25 (gene CCL25). Gene Ontology annotation, biological process: immune response. The record is from RefSeq and is a predicted model, not a curated record. Gene Ontology annotation, molecular function: chemokine activity. Gene Ontology annotation, cellular component: extracellular region. NCBI's taxonomy places the organism in Eukaryota, Metazoa, Chordata, Mammalia, Lagomorpha, Leporidae.